Messenger RNA from Plasmodium fragile, 780 nucleotides. RefSeq lists its product as uncharacterized. The transcript has a single exon. Lineage: Eukaryota; Apicomplexa; Aconoidasida; Haemosporida; Plasmodiidae. The coding region runs from base 1 to 780 and encodes 259 amino acids. The record is from RefSeq and is a predicted model, not a curated record.
AUGGAGGACUUCCUGACAAAGCUGAAGAAAAUAUCUGAGCAGUACAACAACCUGCUACUGGAAAAAAAGAUAAUCGACAAGCGCAUCGCGAACAUCGGAGAGAACAUACGCAAGUAUGAAGAAACAAAGGAGAAGUCCCUGAAGGACGUGGAGUUGAAGAAAAACCAGCUCUUAAAAAACAGAAAUAAACAUAUAAUCAUGUGCCAGAAAAUGGAACAGCUAAACGGAAAGCUGAACGAAAUACUCAUAAGAAAGCAAAGCAUAGAUGAUGAUGAAGAAAAAAAAGUGAUAAAAAAACAAAUCGACACAGUUAACAACACAUAUACUUUGCUCAAGCAUGUGCAAAAUUUAAAUGACGCAAUGCUUAAGGACGAAGGCAAUCGCUACUAUAAAGCAGUUACAGAAAAUAUACACAACAAAAGUUUCAGUAAUAAAAAAACGCUCAAUAUGCUCAACAGCUUCUUGCGUAAAAGUCGGGCCCACAUCCAGGAAAGGGGCAGCAACGGAGGAAAAUCCUCCCCCAAUGCAUCGUCAAUCUCCUCCGCAAAUUAUUUUAAAAUAAUUCAAACCAACGACAUUGUCCAAAAGGUCUUAACACUUUUUUCGGGAGACCACACCAACCUAACGAUUGAUAAGCAGCAAUUUCUGUUUGUCUUCAUCAUGAACAUUUUGCGCGAAAUCGCCUUCAGCCGCGAAGGGGCCAUGCCAACUGAUGAAUGCAACUCGAGGAACCAAGUGAUUUACAAUUUUUUGCACAACAAUUAUAUACUGCACUUGUGA